Sitodiplosis mosellana (orange wheat blossom midge) is the source of this 444-nucleotide messenger RNA. Its product is annotated as J domain-containing protein CG6693-like. Bases 1 to 444 code for a protein of 147 amino acids. Lineage: Eukaryota; Metazoa; Arthropoda; Insecta; Diptera; Cecidomyiidae. Gene Ontology annotation, molecular function: heat shock protein binding. The transcript has 2 exons. Gene Ontology annotation, cellular component: cytoplasm; nucleus. The record is from RefSeq and is a predicted model, not a curated record.
AUGAACGCUGAAAAAUAUUUCCAGACUCGAAAUUUAUACGAGAUUCUUCAAAUUACACCAAAAGCAAAAAUUCAAGAAGUGAAAAAGAGCUAUUAUAAAUUGGCUCGGAUUUUCCAUCCAGACCGUGCAGCUGAUUUUGAAAAGAACGAAGCUUGCGAGAAAUUAAACAUCAUUCACAACGCCUAUUCGAUCCUCUCUGAUCCAAUGAAAAAACGAAUGUAUGAUGAAGGCUCGAAUAUACUGUUUUCUAAAGUUACGAUUGCGGCCCGAUGGAAACAUUAUUUGAAGCCUGUUGAUUUAGAAGACAUCCAAACAGCUCGAAAUGGAUAUCGCGGUUCAAAUGCCGAAGAACUGGAUCUAAUUCGGGAAUUUAUUGCCGGAAAUGGCAGCCUCACCCAUUUAUUGAACACGAUUCCAUUUAUGCGUGUAGAGGAUGAAGACUGA